UCAAUAUGAUUCAGAGACCUGAAAAUCAGAUAGAAGAGGACAUUCCCCAUAAAUGUGCUAAUGUGGUACACCUUCAAGAUCCAGGUCAUUCAACAAGUGGGACGCACUGUUGACAUGCCCAAGCCAACAAAUCAGGCCCGUUCACUCAUCAGUGAAGAAGAAGCAAAGAAGAAGAUCUAUAAUGUUUCUUAUGAUAGAUAUUUUGGUUUUGGAUGUGAGAUUGAUGAGGAGACCUCAAAUAAGCUAGAAGGAUGGUAUCAAGUGGUUUUAGAUUUAUGAUGAAAUUGUUGUCUGGUAAAUAUUUUCGCUGAUUGUACAUUAAAAAAAUAUUUUCCUGAUUUUAUCCUUCUCUUUACAGGUCUUCUUGGCGUCCUUCUUUUGCUGAGAACAAGGACUAUGGAGGUUGAGGUUGCUCUGAGAGAUCUUAUACUCUCAGAUUAUGCCAAGAAGAAUAAUGUAAACACCUCGGCACUGACACAGUCUGAAAUUCGUGAUAUAAUACUGGGGGCUGAGAUAAAUCCACCUUCACAACAGGGCCAACAGAUUGCCGAGAUUGAGAAGCAGGCGAAAGAAGUAAGCCAACAUAUAAUAGUCACAACAAGGACAACAAUUGUGCGAUGAACUCAUUGUCAUCACAACAAGCCCCUAUGAGCAAGCAGCAUUUGGUUCUAAAACUGAUUGGCAUGUGAGAGCAAUCUCAGCGACGAAUCUAUAUCUUAGAGUCAAUCAUAUUUGUGUGAACACCAAGGACA
Molecule: messenger RNA, 752 nt
Organism: Magnolia sinica
Lineage: Eukaryota; Viridiplantae; Streptophyta; Magnoliopsida; Magnoliales; Magnoliaceae
Product: pre-mRNA-processing-splicing factor 8A-like
Exons: 4
Coding region: 397-621 (74 amino acids)
Biological process (GO): spliceosomal tri-snRNP complex assembly; mRNA splicing, via spliceosome
Cellular component (GO): U5 snRNP; catalytic step 2 spliceosome
Molecular function (GO): U5 snRNA binding; U6 snRNA binding; U1 snRNA binding
Source: RefSeq, a predicted model, not a curated record